Molecule: messenger RNA, 2973 nt
Organism: Annulohypoxylon maeteangense
Lineage: Eukaryota; Fungi; Ascomycota; Sordariomycetes; Xylariales; Hypoxylaceae
Product: SNF5-domain-containing protein
Exons: 2
Coding region: 369-2579 (736 amino acids)
Biological process (GO): chromatin remodeling; regulation of transcription by RNA polymerase II
Cellular component (GO): SWI/SNF complex; nuclear chromosome; nucleus
Molecular function (GO): transcription coregulator activity
Source: RefSeq, a predicted model, not a curated record
GCCUUCUCCCAUUUGCGAUUUCUCUUCAUCAGCCACGAUCGAAACCUUCCUGCUCCUAAAAAGUUGAAAGUUGAGCGCCCAUCAAAUGAAUCCAUCGCGACCACACCACAACAACACUAUUACCACCGCGCGCAGCCAUUGAUUUAUUAAUCCGUGCCCGAAAUCAUUCCUUAAACGACUCAUACUCUGGCGACGAUUAUCAAUUCGAUCUACGAUUUUAGGUCUUAGGUACAACACGAGGUUCAAAAUCACACGGAAGACGGGAAAACGGAGUGCACGGGUGAAGGUUCGGUGGACUGAGAAGUCUUCUCUUAUCAUUGUCAAAGCUUUGCGGGAUAUCUCACUCCAUGUGAGGUUUCAAUUUAGUGAUGGCCACUCAACAAGAUGCAGAACCCGCUUCGACGAGCAGCGCCGCCGGUGUUUCUUCAACCUCAAAACCAGAUCGUUCAUCAACAUCGACCCCCAAUCAUAAGCCAGAUGCGCCGGACGACUCAAACAAUGGCGCCCUGUCAGCCCGCGACAAAGAUGCAUUCAAACAAAUCUUGAUAGGACAAGCAAUUGUCCGAGAUCAUAUACACUCCGCUGCGAUGAUUAGUGAUAAAGAUCGUCAAAACGAGCAUAACAAGUACCAGUUCAAGAUGAUCAACGACUACAAAUAUUUGCGUAACGACUACAGAGCCUGGUUCACGCCGAGUAGGCUUUUUGGCGAAGGCUACAGUGGCUAUGGAAAUGGAAGAACUGAGACGGGGCAACCGUCGCAAUUGAUAUAUCCAGCUAACAGACUCCGACCCGGCAAACGACAAGCGCCACCGUUAAAAUGGAAGAGAAAGGACAUGAAGCAACAGGCCGAACAACACGAGGAAUUGAUACCUGUUAGAUUAGAUGUGGACUGGGACAAGAUCAAACUGCGCGACACCUUUACGUGGAACCUCCAUGAGAGGAUUGUAGGCGCCGAGCUCUUCGCCGCGCAUUUGGUCGAAGAUAUGGGACUCAAGGCGCCUGCCGCACAGCCGGUCUUUGACCAAGUCAUCCAACAGAUGCACGAGCAGUUCAACGACUUUUACCCCUUCGUAUUCUCCGAUGAAGAUGCCUUAGACCCCGAGCUGCCAUAUUCAGCUUGGAAGAAUGACGAGAUGCGGAUAUUGGUUAAGUUGAACAUUACCAUUGGGCAACAUACUUUGGUAGAUCAAUUCGAAUGGGAGAUCAACAACCCUCUCAAUUCGCCCGAAGAAUUUGCUGCGAGCAUGGCCAAGGACCUCGCGCUCUCCGGGGAAUUUACUACUGCUAUUGCGCAUUGUAUCCGAGAGCAAACCCAACUCUUUACGCGGAGUUUGUACAGCGUUGGACACCCAUUCGACGGCAGACCUAUUGAGGAUCCGGACUUAGUCUCGGCUUUCCUUCCCUCGCCUCUGCCUUCUGUAUUCAGGCCGCAACAGCAAGCCAAGGAAUAUGCUCCGUACCUGUACGAGCUUAGCGAAGCAGACUUAGAAAGAAACGAGAUGGUAUUCUCUAGAGAACAAAGAAGACAGAAGAGAUCCAUCAAUAGACGGGGCGGGCCCUCGCUGCCUGAUCUAAAGGAGAGACAGAGAACAAUCCGCACGCUUGUCGUAUCAUCUACCUUGCCCGGCGCAGCAACUAGCGUAGAGGAAAGUAGACUUUAUAAAAGAGUCGCUGGUGCACCGGGGGCCACAGGCCGGAGGAGAGGACCAGGCGCACGUGACGGCGAGAUUUCCGAAUCAGACGAAAGCGACGAUUCAGGCCCCGACUCUCCUGCAGCCUCACAACUUGCUGGCACGGCGAGAACUAGAGGUAUGAGGGGCGCCGCGACUGCAGCGCAACAGCGAAUGGCGAAUAUUGGCCGAUCCGAAACACCCGAAGCCACGAUACACCACCAUGAAACGCGGACAUCUAGGAGAUUUGGGCGUGAACUAACCAGGGAAGAUACCGAAGAACCUCAGCACCUCCACGUUACUCUCAGGGUAUCAAAUAAAGACAGGCUACGAAAAAUAUUACUACGUGAUCCUAAGUUGAAACAAGGUACACCGGGCAGAUCACAAACUCCAUCUCAGCCCCCAGCUCGUGCCCAUAGUGCUUCUGCGUCGAAUAGCAUGCCUCCUCCUUCCACUCCGAAUAUCUCGACAUCAGCAAUUCCGGUAACCGUCGCCCCUCCUAGCGGUGUACCCCCAGGACAGAUCGGCCGUGUUGAUGCUCCUGCUCCUAUGGCCGGGGCUCCUCCCCCAGUUCCCCCCCCACCUCCCGCAUGGCUCGUCCAGGCGUUGGAUAAAUUCAAACAGGAACCAGCCUACUCGAAAGACCGAUUCGAAGGUGUUAUGCGAUACAGCGCGGUAGACAGCAACACGGGUAUGCCGGUUCCCCUCCCGCAACCAGGUGAAGUGAUUCCCCCACAGGUGCGGUUUUACUUCCUCCCCCGGAUCCGCUGCCUCGACUGCCCCGGCAAGUUAUACACGCCAGGCCCAGAUAUAUCGGCCUCAAACUUUGAAGUACAUCUUAAGAACAAGGUGCACAAAGAAAAAGUCGAGCUUCGAAUAGCGUCAGAAAACAGCAACAAGGUCGGCUGAGCAGAUUGAAGCAAGCCGACCAUAAGCAUCCUCAAUAGGAACAAGGGGUAGUAGAUUUUCGGAAUACAAAGUAUCUAUAAGACAUGGUGCGGAGUUCUGCGUUAUGAUAUUUCGUUGGUCUAAGGGACUUCUAGAUAUGCUUCUCGGCUGGUCUUUUGCCGGUUACGGGGAGCCGUUAAAACGUGCUUGAACGGAAGCGUGGAGUAUGUAUCAAUAUCAGCUGCGAACACCAUAUAAUAUGCUUUAUCUGUCGAGUUCUCCGAUACUCGACCUACAUAGUAUGGAGAAGGUUUCCAUGUAGUUAGUUAUCACCAAAUCUUCAUAUUUUACAGAUAGAUGCUUCACUUGCCGCAGAAGAAAGCUUCAUAUCCAUUACCAACAAAUGAAAUACUAG